AGCUGCUUUCCCUUCCACUUAACCAACCAAUCUGCCCUCUACACCAUGAUCAUGCCAAUGACUGAGAUAACCACCCGGGGUUACCGGACUUAAGUGGGUGGGACAAAAACCAACAAUCAACCACCCAAUCCCUUCCAUCCCCCACCUCACUGCAACUCCUCCCAGCCAGAUCAUAAUCCAACAUGCCCGCCUCCCAUGUCACCGCCAUCCAGUCCAUAUACGACGAGCGGAGUGAAAGCUACGACAACUCCCACCACGGAGUCCUCGCCGAAGCAUACAUCCGCGCCGCCCAGCCCAAACCUGGCAAAGGCGUUCUCGAUCUCGCCUGCGGUGCCGGACUCGUGUCUUUGCUCGCAGAGGAAAAGGUUGGCAAAUCUGGCCAGAUAGUUGGAAUCGAUAUCAGCAAUGGCAUGUUGGACGUCGCGCGUCGAAAGGCUCAGCAAGCCGGAUCGAAAGCCACCUUCAUCCAGCAUGAUAUUUCCGACUUGACGGGCCUGGACAUACUUCCGUUGGGAUCUGAGGGGUUCGAUUUGAUUACCUGCGCUGCGGCACUCGUUCUUCUCCCAAACCCUGAGCAAGCUAUUAAGCACUGGGCAACGUGGCUGAAGCCAGGCGGGCGGCUCGUCACGGACGUUGCCGCGAAGGAUGUCCACGUUCCUAGCCGGAUUCUGCGCCGCAUCAGUGACACGCUUGGCGUUUCGCUGCAGUGGGAUGAGAGCUGGGUGCAGAGUGAACAAUCGCUGGCGGAUCUCCUGGCCAGGGCGGGCCUGGAUGUGAAGAAGGUGUUUUUGACGGAGUCGUUCCAGGAGCGUCGGUAUCUGGUUGCUGACGCCGGAGAGGCUUUCGAAAAGGCUGUUGCUAGCCCCAUGUUCCGGAACUUUGGGGAUCCCGCCAUCAAGGACCGGGCAAAUCGGUUGUUCGUGGAGAAGUUCGUUGAGGAGGCUGGUUCCGAGGGGGUGUUGCUGGAUGAGGCCAAGAUGUAUAUGGGCAUUGCAUAUAAGGUAUAAGUGGUGAUGUCUGCUUGCUAACUACAUCAUCGACACGACAGCAGGGGAAGUAUAUGCUUGAAUAUAUUCUAUGAACUAUAUAACACUCAUGCCACGUUCCAACUAUCUACAAUCCUCAGAGACCCUCCGAACCUGUCCAGCCAUGUCCGAGCUACCCGGAACUGCCAUAAUCGGGUAUUUCCGGUCCUUCCCUUUUCAAGCCCUACCAACAUGGAGAUAUACCGCCCAGCAUGCCGUGAAAGCCAUGUUGCUGCUGCUGAUAUUGGACCCUUGGAAUACUACCCCUGGUAUCCAAGGAUAUGAUGGAUAACGAAUUGCGGAUAUGGCAGCAUGGCUUAUGCUGGAAUACUUCAAACCGGGAAAGGAUCGAAAAGGGUUACUUGUCAAGUCUACAGGUUGUCUCAGUUUACAUUAGUAAUGGAAUGCAU
Molecule: messenger RNA, 1435 nt
Organism: Aspergillus heteromorphus CBS 117.55
Lineage: Eukaryota; Fungi; Ascomycota; Eurotiomycetes; Eurotiales; Aspergillaceae
Product: class I SAM-dependent methyltransferase
Exons: 2
Coding region: 183-1007 (274 amino acids)
Source: RefSeq, a predicted model, not a curated record